Eutrema salsugineum is the source of this 578-nucleotide messenger RNA. Its product is annotated as putative mediator of RNA polymerase II transcription subunit 17. The record is from RefSeq and is a predicted model, not a curated record. The coding region runs from base 1 to 393 and encodes 130 amino acids. Lineage: Eukaryota; Viridiplantae; Streptophyta; Magnoliopsida; Brassicales; Brassicaceae. The transcript has 2 exons.
AUGUCUAGUAUCAUGAGUAAAGAAAUAAGCACUUUCACAAGUACAAAUUACGGCCAAGCGUCAUCAAGAAAUUCAAAACACACAACAAUAUAUAUUAUAAGAGAAGUGAUAAUUCAAGGACUCGAUGUAGUUGUAGAAGGCGGAGGAGAGAAGAACGGAACGGAUGGAAGAUUGGUCGGAAGAGAUGGGAUGGUUGUCGGAAAUGAAGGAAAAGUUGGCAUUACAAGUGGAGGCAUUGCAUUGGGAAUUGUGGGAAGAGUUGGUUGUGGCAAAGUUGAUGGCAUUGCAAAUGGAGGCAUUGCAGUACUGGGAAUUGUGGGAAGAGUUGGUAGUGGCAACGUUGAUGGCAAUGGAGGUAAUCCCAUUUUCGGAAUAGGCACAUUUGGAAUUUGAGGAAGAGGUUGUUGCUGGAGAAGGUGGCGUGAGGCCGAGCAAGUGCUGAUCAUAAUAGAUGAAGAGAGACUUACUAACAAAGCCAUGAGAAAGAGUUUGUAUGAUGCCAUUUUGAGUGUGUUGAUGAAUCUUCAGUUAUGCAAUAGUUAAGCCUCUGUAAUUGCUUCACUUUUGUUGCUUUAUGU